Molecule: messenger RNA, 4632 nt
Organism: Oldenlandia corymbosa var. corymbosa
Lineage: Eukaryota; Viridiplantae; Streptophyta; Magnoliopsida; Gentianales; Rubiaceae
Source: the annotation of a GenBank genome assembly
GUCUUUUUGUUUUGCCAUUAAUAGGCGCAGCCUUAAUAAUAGAUUUAUUCUGUCAGUUACUUUUUAUCUUUUUCUUUCUCUCCCUCUCCCAGUUUUCUUUUUCCUCCUCUCCGUUUCAGUCGUUCUUCAUGGCCUUUGGUUUCUUCACUUCUCCCUCCCUUGAUUUUUCCGACGAGGGAAUUUUUUUCUUCUUUUGGGUGGGGUUAUACUCACCCCUUCAGGCUAAUCAUAGAUCUGAAGACUUUUAUAUCAAGUCUUCAGCAUCGAUGCCUGAUAAAAUAGACAAAUGUCUGUUGGAUAAGUCAGUUUGUUUGAUGGUUGUUUUGUAUCUCUUCUAUUAAUUAUUCGUUUUUCUUGAUUAUUAUUUUUAUUUAUUUAUUACAUUUUGAUGGGUCUAAUGAUAGAUCUGAAGACUAGUAAUAUAUCAAGUCUUUUAGGACAAGUUUGUAUUUCUGAUGGUGUUUUGAGGGUUUGUUGUUGUGUAUUGCAUCCCUUAAUUAUUCUUUUUCGUCAUUAAUUUUAUUUUCCUACUUUUGUUUUUUAAUUAUUAGGUAAAUAAUUUUAUUUUUCUAUCUAUUUGAUGGGAUGGUCCUCAUCCGUUCUGGCUAAUCAUAGAUCUGAAGACUAAUUUAUCAAUUGUUACAUCGUUGCCUGAUGAACAUACAGUCUUUAGGACGAGUUUGUGUGUGUGUUUGAUGAUGUUUUGAAGAUAAAUCAAACAAAAAUUCCAUAUAUUCCGUAUAUUUAUAUCAAGGAGGAUCUAUAACCCUGGAUGACCACUUACAGUUUCUCAGGUUUCUUUUUAAGUCCCAUGAACCCUAACGUGUUAUGUGUCUAUCUUUACACUAAGUGGCAGGCUAGACUACAAACCUCCAUAGAUCCUCCUACAGAGGAACCUGUUUAUCCAUUGAAAUUAUGAUCUGUUUCAUGGUAAUUAUGAGUCUCCCUACUCAAUGUAAAGGGAGAUUUUUAAGUCUUUACUUAUGUAAAUGGAGGUAGGCUCUUAUCUGUUGCUAAUCACUAAUUUUGUUUUAAUGUGUUGGAUGAGAGGACACUAUUAUUUGGAUCUGGAUUUGACUUUUAAUUGCUUGUACUACUUGUUGUUAUUUUUGUCUAAUUCCAAUUGCAGGCCUUCCUUGCUUUCGCUGCAAAUGAGAUUUAAAGUUUUUCAAGUGCAAUGAAUUUUUAAUUUGGUUAAUUUCAUCAUGGAUGGCAGAUCUUUUAUUAGGUAAUGGUUGUAUCAUGUCUUGGAAUCAAAUUAUAUUUAAAACAUUCAGUGUUCAAACCCGUUCAUUUUCCAUUGCAUAUAUGUUUGCUUCUAUUUUGCCAUUUGUUUUCUUAAUUAAUGAUGUUAUUUUUAAUUAUACAAUACCAUUCUCAUUUUUUGUUUUCUGUUAAUGUGUUUGAUUUAAAAAAAAAAAAAAAUCUUUUGAAGGUUACAACAGCAAACUAUUUCAUGAACCCAAGUCACUAAAUUCUGUCCAUAAUAUUAUUGGCUCCUGCCUCUUCCAACUGUGAGCCCAACUCUCAAAAAUAUUUUUUCCCAAGGCCCACCCAUCCAGUAGUAUUCAUAGGGUUUAAGUCAUUUAUUCUAACACCUCAUUCAAAGCAGCAGCAGCAGCAGUUCUCAACUUCUCAUCCUACUCAAAAAACCAACUCAAGCAUCUGUUUCCUUCUCCAAAAACAAAAAUGGCAGAUGCCUUUGAGGCCUGCUUGACCCUUUAUUAAGAUUCCUCCUAAGAUUCAAAUUUGGGAUAAACCCUAUUCUUUACUACAAAAUGGCAAGAGGCAUGUGUAAUCAUUCCUCAAGAUUCUGCCUGAAAAACAGAUGUGGGAAGAACCCUGGAAAGUACUGCACCUGCAAACAACAGAGACAGAGAUUCAGUAGACGCUUCACCCGUGGAAAACACUGCAAACGUGGCACCUGUAUAACUGUGAUGAAAUUUGAGAAUGAAUUUGGUAAGAAUGCCAUUUUUAUGGGCGGUGACUCAAGAAGAGGGUUUAUGGUGAAAACUACACCAAAACAGAUGGUUGUGACAGAUGAUAUGGUUCUGAAGAUAAGGCCGGUUGGCAGGACUCGCAUUUUUGUUGCUGGGACUGGUGAUGCAUAUAAUAUUGAAUUGGCACACGGGUUUAUGUCUUCUUCUUUUGCAAGUCAAUUCAAUACACCUUAUGAAGUGGCUCAGUGUUUGAAAUCAGAAUUUUAUAAUUGUGGAGCUAGCUUCAUUGUCGCUGGGUGGACCAAGAAACAUGGCGCUGAAGCAUAUUUUGUCGAUAAAAAGAGUAAAAUUAAUGUGGUCUCAGACUAUCAUACUCUAGGCUGUGGCCGCAGAGGUGCUGCUGCUGCCUAUAGAGAUCCUGUUAGGGGAUACCAGCCAAUUUGUACCAUCAAUGAUGCUGCAGAAAUUGUUCGUAGAGCAGUAUGUUUCGGUGCAGCAGCAAGUGCUGGUGUUGGAGGGACUCUCUAUGGUAUUCUUUUGUUAUUUAACCUCCAAUUUGAAAUACUUUAUCCUGGUUCUUAUAUUGUCGAUUCUGGUUACUUUUCUUAUGGUUUUGUGUUUUCUUUUGUAGAUGAGUAUGUUGGAGGUGAUGAUGGUGUCUAUAACAAUCUUGGAAUUGAGAGGAAUAUAGCUGUUCGGAACGAAACUAUUUAUGGAAUUGGACCUCCAAGAGAUGUUAUAGUUUAUGAUUAUCCCUCAGACUUAGAGGUUUGAUGUAAGUUCUCCUUUAGCAUUAUAUGCAGUAUUUUACUGAAUUAUAAUUCCAGAAAAAUGCUAGUUUACCAAGUUUCUGUGAUGUUUUACUCUGACCUGGAACAUCUUUAAGUCAUUAACCUGUUACAACCUGCACCAUCUCUUUAUUGUUUGCUGGAAGUAGUUCCUUUGGAAAUCCUAAAAAGGCUUAUCGACUAAGCAUUAUCACUCAACUAAAACUUCAAUCUUUACUGGGUUUGUUAUUAGGACUGUUAAAUUACCUUUAUCAUGUUGCUGUGGUUUUCUUAUGACGACCUGCAACACUUUUAAGUCGCUAACCCAUUACUACCCCCUGUCUCUUCGUUAUUUGCUGGAAAUAAUUCCCUUGGAAAUCCUAAAAAGGCUUGUGGAUUUCAGAAGUUUAUUUAAAUACUAAGCAUUAUCCGGCUUGUGGAAGUAAAAAGUUUAUUUAAAUCCUCAGCAUUAUCGCUCAAACUUGAAAUUCAACCUUUACUGGGGUUAUUAGGAUGGUUCAUUACCAUAUUGUGAGCUCAAUUUUACAGAUUCUGCAUCCUACUAUUGGCUACAUUUGUCUGUUUGAUUUAGGAUUUUUUUUUAUUUUUAAAUCUGUCUGUUGAUUGAAUCUCUCUUUUUUCCUUCUUUUUUUAUUUUUGGAAAAAAAGAGCAAAAUAUUUAUUUUUCUAAUUCAUCUCUCACUGUUAUUAAUUUUGGAUUUCACUUUCAAGUCAUUAACCCAUUAUUACGUUCCCUAUCACUGGAGUUAGGAGGUAAUCUUAAAAAGGCCUGUGGAAGUAAGAAGUUUAUUCCAAUACUUAGCAAUACUAAUCUUUACUGGUUGUUUUUAAGACUGACAGGAUGCUUUUCUGGAGGUAGGUGAAGUUGAUGCAGAGAGCAAGAUAAGAAAGUGGACUAAGCUAAGCCUCUGUUUCUCCUAAGUUCUUUUUAUAGCUUUUAAGUGCUAAGUGUGGCAUGGAAUAUUGAAAGUAGUAGAGUUGAUUACUGUUUUGACAUGUUUUGGAUCUGGUUAGUAGUAUAGUAGUAAAACUAGUAGCAUCUUUACUGUUUUGACAUGUUUUGGAUCUGGUUAGUAGUAAAAUUAGUGGCAUCUUUUUGCCAGAUAAGUAGACUGGUUUCCACUGCUUUGUUGUGUUACAGAUGAAGUUCCGGUUCCAAUUCAAUAAAUCUAUUAAGCGAAUGGAGUUUUGAUUUCUUUUCCAUAUUCAUUCCAUCGAUCUCAUUCUAAACUAUCAUUCUAUGGCUGAACCGAAGUGAUUAUUUCUGUGGUUUUUUUAAAAAAAAUGUAUUUCACUAACCAAUAAUCAGAAGACGAGGAAGGUCGGUGCAAUGGGAUCACGGCGACCCACGUUGUGUUUCUUCUGGGCACCGAUUGGAUUGGGGGUGAAAUCCAGAAGAAACGGCAUGAGAGAGAUUGCAGAAAAAAUAGCAGGGAGAAGGGAGCGAUUUUAAGAGAAGUAUAUUAAUCAUUUUGCCAAUUCGUAAUGCAGAAAUAAAAGUGGAUGAUAUUUUUAAGUUAUCGUUUAGGCUCCGUUUGGUUGCAUUGAAUUGAGACCAAGAAUUGGAAUUGGAGCUCUUUAAUUCCAAUUCUUGUGUUUGGUUAACAAAAAUUGAAGUGGAAGAAUUGGAAUUGGAAUACUAUUUUGGGUUCAAUUCUUUGAUUUUAAUUCUUUUGUGGGGGUAAAUAAUUGGAAUUCAAAUUCAAGGGAUUAAAAAAAAUUCGCGGGUCUAAACCGGGUCAUUUUCGGGUUAUAACAUAAACGGGUCAUCUCUUUCUUUUUUCCCUUAAGUCCUUUUCUUUUCUUUUUUUUUUUGGCUUUCAGCCCUUGCCCUUUUUCUUUUCGUUUUGUUUUUCUUUUUUUCAGCUUUUUGUCUUCUUCUUAUUAUUAUUAUUAUUAUUAUU